Molecule: messenger RNA, 1530 nt
Organism: Didymella exigua CBS 183.55
Lineage: Eukaryota; Fungi; Ascomycota; Dothideomycetes; Pleosporales; Didymellaceae
Exons: 5
Coding region: 1-1530 (509 amino acids)
Biological process (GO): positive regulation of transcription by RNA polymerase II
Cellular component (GO): RNA polymerase II transcription regulator complex
Molecular function (GO): DNA-binding transcription factor activity; protein dimerization activity
Source: RefSeq, a predicted model, not a curated record
AUGGAGUCUGUCUCUCAACAAAGGCCAACUGCGCCCGGCAACGGGUCUCACCCUCAGGCUCUACCUUCCAUUGCCUCUCUUACCAACGGCCUCUCCCCGUCUGAACAGAGCCCAGUUCGGUUCAGACAGCACUCUGAGUCUCGCGAAGCUCGUGAUUCCGGUAAUUGGUCCAUCUCUCAGAGCAAACACUCAUCCACCGUAUCCAACAACAUGGGUCUCCAACUUCAGACGAUCCUCAACGCUGAGGACUCACCAACUCGCAAUGUGCCUGACACGCCGUCCUCUGCUAGGCACCAGGCUGCUCACCAUCAACAACCGAAUGCGCCAUUUCCUUCUCUCAACCAAGGCUUCGGCGAUAACCGCUUGAGCAAUGAUGCUGGCUCUCAUUUCGACUCUCGGCGCAGUAGCGUGGACAGCCGUAUGAAUGUUGGAAUGGGCCACCUUCAGAUCAGCCCUGCGUCUCCGUACGACAGCCAGAACACAUCGCGUGUUUCGCUUGUUUCCAACCUUCAACAACAGCGAGGCAUCACCAAUCCCGACGCACGCGUCAAUGGCGUCUCUCCGUUGUCACCAUCCGUUCGUAACAGCGGCAUCCGUGCUAAUCAUCCUCCCCGUCGAGCGCCUGUGAUCAACCCAAAUCCUCGCAGCGUUUCUGGUAUGCCAGAUCCUAUGGCUGCUGCGCCUACAAAGGGUUAUGCUUGGGCCUUCCCUGCCGAAUUCGAGCCUGACGAAAGGCGGCAAUCAAGCAGUGGUGAGUCCAGUGCAGGGAACUCCCACAUCCCAUCGCGCCAGAAUAGCUUUGCCACUUCCAUCAACAGUAGCAUCUACACUACAGAUUCACAAGUUCCCCCCGGACAGAAGCGUUUGGAUAAUGGCACGCACACCCCGUCCCCACGAGACUACAUCUCAACAACUCACCACCACUCUAUGCAGCACCGCAGCGUUACUAGCCUCCAAGGCCUCGACCACAACGCCCUGGCCCAGGGCAGUGGCAACUAUAGUAGAACUCCGGAGCUGCGCAUCAGCCACAAGAUGGCCGAGAGAAAGCGCCGUAGCGAGAUGAAGAAUCUCUUCGAUGAACUCAACCAGAUCCUUCCUAACUCCCCAGGUAGCAAGUCGAGCAAAUGGGAGAUCCUUACGAAGUCUAUCGAGUACAUCAGGAAUCUUGGCCGAGCGCAUGAAGCUGCGCGUGCUGAGAAUGCACGACUUCGUCCUGAAGCUGACUUCUCUCGCCGGGCACAAGAAGAGAACGAGCUUCUGAAGAACGAGUUGACUGCAAUGUGGAAUAGCCUGCGUCGCCUUGAUCCUAACAAUCCACACGUCUACGGACAGAUGACGCAAAUACUCGCACAGCAGCAAGGGAACACACCGGCCCCAACUAACAAUGUACUGCCACCAUUGCAGCAACAGCAACAACAACCGCAGCCACAGCCUCCAUCACAACAACCUCAAUGGGGCGCACCAGCGCCUACGGCGAUGCAAGGCGUCGAGUUCGGCGGCAUGCGACCUUACGAGCACCCACACCGCUGA